Messenger RNA from Carassius auratus (goldfish), 514 nucleotides. RefSeq names its product single-stranded DNA-binding protein 3-like. The transcript has 4 exons. Bases 166 to 480 code for a protein of 104 amino acids. Gene Ontology annotation, cellular component: nucleus. The record is from RefSeq and is a predicted model, not a curated record. Gene Ontology annotation, biological process: positive regulation of transcription by RNA polymerase II. Gene Ontology annotation, molecular function: protein binding; single-stranded DNA binding. Lineage: Eukaryota; Metazoa; Chordata; Actinopteri; Cypriniformes; Cyprinidae.
UUUCAAGUUCCCCCAGCAGAAGCUGUGCCUGAUUUGUGGCCAAUGCUGGAGAUGUACGAAAAGGGAGGAAAACACUAAGCGGGUAGCUAUGGAGAUAGACCGUUUUCCUGGCCGCUUUCUUUGACAGGUGUUGAGUAGGUUAAAAGUCUUCAAACAGAGUCCACCAUGUACGCCAAAGGGAAAGGAGCUGUCGUUCCAUCCGAUAGUCAAGCCAGAGAGAAGUUAGCUUUAUACGUGUACGAGUACUUAUUGCAUGUUGGGGCCCAGAAAUCAGCACAGACCUUCCUUUCCGAGAUCCGAUGGGAGAAGAACAUUACGCUAGGGGAGCCUCCUGGAUUCCUCCAUUCAUGGUGGUGUGUAUUCUGGGAUUUGUACUGUGCCGCUCCAGACCGGCGUGAGACCUGCGAGCACUCCAGCGAGGCCAAGGCCUUCCACGACUAUGUGAGUGACAUCCAGACAUGUCUUUUAGCUGAGCCUUAACUUCUCGUCCCAUGGUGCUGUGUUAGGGGCGGGG